AUGGAGGCCCACCCCCUCCUCCAAUCUCUCAUUGCCACCACCUCCACCACCACAUACGGUGUUCGUGCACUUUCCUCCCCGCCACCAAAAGUGGAUUCUCACGUCAUAAGCAAUGUUUCCGGCAUCCUUUUUCGUUUAACUUUGAUAACACUCAUAGGAAUUUUGGCUAUUUGGGCAAACCACGAGGCGUCCAAAGGCUUCUCCAUAACAAUUGUCAACGAUGCAGGUAAGUACUCAUUGCCUGGAAAACACUUUUCGCUCUUCUACCAAGCAAACGAUAAAGCGACAAGAAUUGUCCUCAAUACAAGCAGAUUUGUAGAAAAUCUCCUCUACCCUAAUAAAGACUUCCUACAUAUGAGGAAACAAAUCGAUGGUGUCACUCUUAGACUUGCCCCCACAGUUUUUCCCGGUAUUGUGGCAGUUGAUUCACCAAAACCCUAUGAAUAUAUAAUCAGUUUGAGUCCCUCGGUGAUGGAAACUUCGAACAACAAUGAAGAAGCCAUUGUAUUGGCGGUGCUACAAGGCAUGGCACGUGUAUGGCUGUGGGAUGGCAAUGGGGCAACUCCACCGGUGCUUUUGAACGGCAUGGUUGAAUAUAUAAGCAGUUUAGCAGGCUUCACACUGGCAGAAGCAUGGACGUCCAGUGGUGAUGCUACAAGAUCGCCGGAAAAGAAUGUUGUUUGCUGGACAGAUGAGCAGCCAAGAAUGGUGGCAUGGUUUUUGAGAUAUUGUGAUCAAAGAAAACAACCAGGUGGUGGUGGUGGCGGCGAGGUCAUCCGGAGGUUGAACCAAAAGAUGAGAACCGGAUGGCAUGAUUGGAUGAUGGAUGAAGCCUUAGGCAUGGCAGGUCAGCAUGCAUGUGCAUCUUACGACAUGCUGAUAAGGCAUCACAAUCUAUUAAGUUCAAUGUGA
Molecule: messenger RNA, 912 nt
Organism: Lactuca saligna
Lineage: Eukaryota; Viridiplantae; Streptophyta; Magnoliopsida; Asterales; Asteraceae
Source: the annotation of a GenBank genome assembly